AUGAGGAGUAAGGGAUACAGAAGAGGAACCAGGUCUCUUUUUUCACAAGACCACAGAAAGCAUGGUGUUCCACAUGUGUCGAAAUAUCUCGAGAAGUACGAGAUAGGAGAUAUGGUGGAUAUCUUAGUCAAUCCGGCUAUAAUGAAGGGGAUGCCUCACAAGUACUAUCAUGGAAGGACAGGGCGUGUUUAUGAUGUGAAGCCUAGGUCUGUCAACAUUGCUCUUUACAAGAGAGUUCGUGGAAAGUAUGUUAUUAAGAAGGUGAUUGCACGUAUUGAGCAUGUGAGGAAGAGCAGGUGCUGCGAGGAGAGUCAGAAUAGGAUUCUUAAAGCUUCUGAGCUGGCAAAGAGUGCUGAGGCUAGAGGAAUGGUGCUUCCUCCGAUCAAAAGGAAGAUUGAGGGUCCAAGGAAGGGUAUGGAGAUAUCUCUUAAGAACAAUCAGCCCAUUGAGGUUGGCUACGAGCCUCAUAUAGUGAUCUUCUAA
Encephalitozoon romaleae SJ-2008 is the source of this 483-nucleotide messenger RNA. RefSeq names its product 60S ribosomal protein L21. The record is from RefSeq and is a predicted model, not a curated record. Gene Ontology annotation, biological process: translation. Gene Ontology annotation, cellular component: cytosolic large ribosomal subunit; ribosome. The transcript has a single exon. Gene Ontology annotation, molecular function: structural constituent of ribosome. The coding region runs from base 1 to 483 and encodes 160 amino acids. Lineage: Eukaryota; Fungi; Microsporidia; Unikaryonidae.